AUGGAAGAUCCUAUUGAUGUCUCUUAUUAUAUUGGAGUCCAAUCUGCUGAAACAUUGGGAAAUCUUGAUGUUCCUUUAAAUAAUGGACAAAUUGUUAGUAUCAAUUUAAUUGAUGAAUUACCCGAUGAUCCAAAUGAAUUGAUUGGAUUCUUACAAGGUGAAAAAUGUGCUUGUCAAUAUUGGAUAAGUGUUGCUAGUGCAUAUGCUCGUUUAAAUAAAUUAAAUGAAGCUAUGGAAAUCAUCAAUGCUACCAAUGGAUUAUCACAAUUUAAUGAUGAAGAUAAGAAAUCAUUCCAAUCUUUUCAAAUUUGGCUUUAUUUUAAAUAUAUUUCUUUAGGAAUUGAUAAAGAAACUAAUUUGAUUCAAGUCCUGAGUGAAAUUAAUAAUUUACUGCAAAAGAUAAAGACUGAUAAUACAACCAAUGCUGCUAAUAGUACUUCAAAUAUCUUAUCUCAAGCAGUAUUAUUCUUAUAUCAAGGAAGAGAUGAUGAUGCAUUGGAUAUAUUUGAUCGUAUUUUAAGAAUUGAUCAAAAUAAUUGUUUUGCAUUAUUAGGAAAAGCUCAAGCAAUUUUAAAUAAAACCAAGAAUUAUUCACUUGCAUUGAAAUUAUAUCAACAAGUUUUAAUUUUGAAUCCUAUGAUGAAACCAGAUCCAAGAUUAGGAAUUGGAUUAUGUUUUUGGUUUUUAAAAGAUGAUAGAAUGGCAUUUCAAUCUUGGGAAAGAAGUUUAGAAUUAGAUGACCAUAAUUUAAAAGCAAAAAUUUUCUUAAAUUUAGCUAAAUUUCAUCAAACUUUUAAUAAUUCAUUAACUGAUGAAGAAUUCUUAGAUAAUUAUAAAUUAUGUCUAACUGAAUUAUCCAAAUUAAAUAAAUCUAAUCCAAAUGAUUCUAUUAUAUUAUUACCAUUGGCAUCAUAUUAUUUUUCAAAAGGGGAUUAUGAAUUGGUUGAAAAAUUAAUUAAAAAAGUUGUUAAGAAUAUAACUGGAUAUGAAAGUUUAAUUAAAUUCAAUAGUUUUAAUCGAGUUUCAAAAUAUGAAUCUAAUGUAUUAUCUCAAUGUGCAACUUGGUUUGGUAGAAUCCAAUUUGCCAAUAAUGAUUUCACUCAAGCAUCUAAAUAUUUCCAAGAAGCAAUUAAACUUAAGGAUACAAAUAUUGUGGCUAAAUUAGGAUUAGGACAAUCUCAAUAUAAUCGUGGUUCAAUUGAAGAAGCAAUUAUGACCUUUGAAUCAAUUUUAAGAAGUAAUGUAAAAUGUCUUGAAGUUAAUUAUUCUUUAGGAUUAUUAUAUUCCAAACAAAAAUCAAAAAGAAAACAAGAUAUGGCCAUUCAGAUUUUGGAAAGAUAUAUUAGAUUAUCCAAUAAUAGAGGAUUGGCUUCUUCUAAUAAAGAUGAUAUCGAGUUUAUGUUGAAUAAAGAACCAGUUACAUUAAAUGCAUAUUUGGUUUUGAGUAAAUUAUAUGAAUCCACUGAUAUAAAUCAAUCAUUAAAUUAUUUGAAUAAGGCAAUUGAAUCAAGAAAACAUAUAGGGAAAGAUGUUCCUUUGGAAAUUUAUAAUAAUAUUGGAGUAUUUAAUUUCAUGAAACAAAAUUAUGAUGAAUCAUCCAAAAAUUUCCAAACUGCUCUUGAUAAAGUUGAAUCAAAUGAAUUUAAAUCCGAUGAUGGUGAUUUAUUAAUUGAUUUACCACAAGAUUUGAAAGUUUCAUUAAAUUUCAAUUUAGCUAGAUCAAAAGAAAUUUCCAAUGUUUCCGAAGCUUUAGAAAUUUAUGAAACUUUAUUACAAGAAUGUCCUCAUUAUUUCUCCGCCAAAUUAAGAAUCUUAUUUUUGAAUUGUAUUUCAGAUCGUGGUAUGACCAAGGAAGAAAUUAAGACCGAAAUUGAAGAAUUAUUGAAUUCAAAUGCAUCCGAUUUAGAAAUCAGGUCAUUUUAUGGAUGGUUUGCAAAGAAUUUCGGUAAACGAUUAGGAUUACAAGCUGAUGCUGAUACAAAACAUCAAAAAGAUACUUUGGUUGAAUAUGAUUCUCAUGAUUGUUAUGCAUUGAUUUCAUUGGCUAAUAUUUAUUGUAUUAUGGCUAGAGAUACUAAAGGAAGUAAUGAUGAUCAAAAAAAGAAACAACAGAAAUAUUAUAUGAGAGGAAUUGAAUUAUUUACAAAAGUAUUAUCAUUAGAUUCUAAGAAUGUAUAUGCUGCUCAAGGGUUAGCUAUUUCUUAUAUUGAAAAUAAAGAACCAAAUAAGGGGUUAGAUAUUUUGAGGAAAAUUAGAGAUUCAUUAAAUGAUAUAUCGGUUUAUUUGAAUUUAGGUCAUGUUUUAUGUGAAUUAAAACAAUUUGGUAAAGGUAUUGAAAAUUAUGAAUUGGCUUUAGGUAGAUUUACUGAUGGUAAAGAUUCUAAGAUUUUAUCAUUUUUAGGAAGAGCAUGGUAUUUAAGAGCUCAUUCAGAAAAGAAUUUAGGAUUUUAUAAACGAGCAUUGGAAUAUACUAGAUUAGCAUUGGAUUCAGUUAAAGGAGGUUCCAAAGCUUCAAUUAGAUUCAAUAUUGCCUAUGUUAAUUUCCAAAUUGCUGAAUUUAUUACUAAACAAUCAAUUUCUCAACGAAAUGUAGAAGAUAUUGAAAAUGCAAUUAAUGGAUUAAAAGAUGCAAUUGAGAUUUUGAAUGAAUUAUCUUCUGAUGAGGAAAAACAUCCACCAUAUCCAAAGGAAGAAUUAAAAUCUAGAGCUAAUUUAGGAACAAACACUUUAUUGAAUAGAUUAACCACCGCCCUUCAAGAAACUAGAGAAAGUCUUGCUGAAGUUGAACAUAAAUUGGAAAUUGCAAAACAAGUAAUGAAGGAAGAAGAAGAGGCGAAAUUAAAAGAAGAAGAAGCAAAAUUGGCAGCCCUUGCUGAAAAGGAAAAGUUGUUGGCUCAAGAAAGAGCUGCAUUACAAGAACAAGCACAACAAUGGGCAGAAGAACAAAGAUCGAAUAUUGUGGAUGAAGGUGGAGAUGAAGAGGAUGAUGAUUUGUUUAAUGAAGAAUCUAAGAGUAAGAAAGAUAAAAAGAGAAAGGCUACUGCUCCAACAAAGGGAGGCCCAAAGAAGAAGAAAAAGAAGAGAGCUAAGAAGGGUAUAGUAGAUGAUAGUGAAGAGGAAUCGGCUCGUUCAAGUGGAGAAUCAGAUGUGGAGAAUGAUAAUGAAUCCAAGACAACUUCUCCGAAGAAAAAGAAGAAGGUGUUGUCUAACGAAUUUAUCAAUGAUAGUGAUGAUGAUUUGGAUGAUGAUGAUCUUUUUGGAGAAAACGACGAGGAAGAAGAAGAUAAACAAGAUGAAUCCAAUGGUAAGGCCAAUGGUGCGGAUGAAGAUGAUGAAGAUGAAGAUUGA
This is a messenger RNA of Hemisphaericaspora subhashii, 3348 nucleotides long. RefSeq lists its product as uncharacterized. The transcript has a single exon. NCBI's taxonomy places the organism in Eukaryota, Fungi, Ascomycota, Pichiomycetes, Serinales, Debaryomycetaceae. The record is from RefSeq and is a predicted model, not a curated record. Gene Ontology annotation, biological process: regulation of DNA-templated transcription. Gene Ontology annotation, molecular function: RNA polymerase II complex binding. The coding region runs from base 1 to 3348 and encodes 1115 amino acids. Gene Ontology annotation, cellular component: Cdc73/Paf1 complex.